Molecule: messenger RNA, 2565 nt
Organism: Numida meleagris (helmeted guineafowl)
Lineage: Eukaryota; Metazoa; Chordata; Aves; Galliformes; Numididae
Gene: SLC30A8
Product: solute carrier family 30 member 8
Exons: 9
Coding region: 88-1239 (383 amino acids)
Biological process (GO): zinc ion transmembrane transport; insulin secretion; response to zinc ion
Cellular component (GO): plasma membrane
Molecular function (GO): zinc ion transmembrane transporter activity
Source: RefSeq, a predicted model, not a curated record
AGGACACUGUUGCCUGCAUCCACUUCCAACGGAGCAAGUAGCAUUUGGGGGAGAAAAAAAGCAAGCAAAACCCCACCGACAGUCCUCAUGGCUGCCAAAAAGGGCCUUGAGAGAAUGUGCCUUGUGAGCGAGAGGGACACCAAGAAAUACUCCUUAGCCCUAGACAGGAUGAGCUGGCACCAGAAGAAUUUCAAUGAAGAGAGGCAGCAGCAGGAAGAAGAAAAUGCCGAACCUAAUCAAGCUUAUCACUGUCAUGGUGACUCACAGGCCUAUGAAGACAGGAAAACAGAGCAGCACCAAGCACGGAGGAAGCUCUACACAGCAUCAGUAAUUUGCAUCAUCUUCAUGGUUGCCGAGAUUACAGGGGAUUAUAUCGCUGGCAGCCUGGCGGUGGUCACCGAUGCAGCGCACAUCCUGGUGGACCUGACGAGCUUCCUCAUCAGUCUCUUCUCGCUGUGGUUGGCCUCCAAGCCUCCCACCAAGCAGUUAACUUUUGGGUGGCACCGAGCAGAAGUUCUGGGAGCUUUGAUGUCUAUGAUAAUCGUUUGGAUGGUGACUGGUGUGCUGACAUAUUUGGCUAGCAUGAGGCUGCUACACCCCAAUUAUGAUAUUGAUGCAACAGUGAUGCUCAUCACCUCUGCUUGUGCUGUGCUUGCCAAUAUCCUACUAAGCCUGAUUCUGCACCAGACUGGACAUGGGCAUAGCCACGGGGCACAAGCCAGGGAAACCAUGCUGGCCUCUCAGGAAAAGCCAGCAGUGAGCAAUGCCAGCCUGCGGGCAGCCUUUGUGCAUGCCGUUGGGGAUUUAUUCCAGAGUAUUAGUGUGCUAAUUAGUGCACUUAUCAUCUUCUUUAAGCCAGAAUACAAAAUAGCUGAUCCAAUCUGCACAUUUGUGUUUUCCAUCUUUGUUUUGGCAACCACCAUCACCAUUUUAAGGGAUAUUUUGAUUGUGUUAAUGGAAGGAACAGAGAAAGGACUUACUUAUGAUGCAGUGAAAGCAAGAAUUUUAGCAGUUGAGAAAGUGGAGUCUGUUCACAACCUUCAUCUUUGGUCUCUGACAAUGAAUCAAACGAUUCUAUCUGCUCAUGUGGCCACAGACACAGUGGACAGUCAGAAGAUUUUGAAAGACAUCACCCAAGCCCUUUUUGAGCACUACAGCUUCCACUCCAUCACCAUUCAAAUUGAAUCAGGAGAGGAUCAGAAACAAAACUGUGUCUUCUGUCAGGAGCCAAGGGAUUAAAGGAAGCAUUAUGUUAUGCAAAAUAAUGACCACUCUUACAGGUCAAUGGAGACUGUAUGUGAUAGUUAUUUGUAAUUGAUUAACAACAAAUGGUAAUUAACUGAACUAAAAAGCCCUGCCACUGAGAGCUGUGCAAGGACCAUUAUUUGUUGGUAUUAGGUCCAUCCAUCAGCUAGAUUACCUGUCCAUCACUGGCUACCUUCAAUUACAAGAGAUUCUAAAUUAUUCCUCAAUGGUGUGACAGGCUGGCACUAAAGCAACAUUAAAGAGUCCCUGUUUGUAAUCACAGGUAACAAAAAGCUAAUAAGCCUUCAAAUUACUCACAGACUAAUUAUCAAAAAAGGUAAUGAAAUGUAAAUUUGGUAUUAGCAAAGUUCAACACUGUUACUCAGGAUAAAGGGGAAAAUUUAAGCUAGCGUGAGGGAUGAGAAUAUCUGGGAAACAAAGGCAUGAUGAUAAGUGCUUUCCUUGCCUUCUGGUGGAUACUCUACCUCCUCAGAUGUGUACCAUAUUCUUCAGCAUGUUUCACAGAAGGGUUCAUUCCAUUCAAAUUUGGUAAAUAGUUCUUCAUUUCAUGGCUAGUCCUAUUUAUUUUUCAGCUAGCCCUCAGCCAAACUCUUUCCUACCAGACACAGGCAAUACCGAGACAACUCAUAACUCAUAUUGCCCAACACAAUGACAAACUGCGAUGGAACAUCUGUAGCAGAUUUUUGGAAGUCCUUGUCACAAGGUGCUGCUGGGUUGUGACAAUAAAAAAGACCAAGUGCUCCUAGAAAAUGAAAAAUUAGAACAAGAAAAGACUUAGGGGACUUUGUGAACAUUAAAUAUAACAUCCUUCAUAGUAAUGCCUGCGGAGUAUAACUCACUGAUAAUCCCUGAAUUGAUAUCAGAUAAUUAAAAAUCCUUUGGUAUUUCACACCGUCAUUCACUGAUCAGGGAAGGGACAUACCCACCCUUUGGGCAGCAAAUUCCCAGAUUUCCUGACAAAGGUGUAUGUUAAAACUUCCUCUUCAACAUUUCAGGCUAUGGUCACUAUAGAAAUGGAGACCAGAGUUAGUCUUGCUGCAGUCCCUCUACUUUUGUCCAACUACACAAGUUAAACUCUGUCUUGUUAGUAAAAACAACGCUUGCACUUGAAAAUGCUUACUCAAGUGUUUCUUCAGAAAACAACUUUAAUUCUGCUCUUGACCAUAAUAGAGCAGCUUCAAUUUCCAUGCAGAGCUAGACUUAAUGUUUUCCAACUCCACACUUCUUUCUCCCACAGCUGUAGGGCUCAUUUUAUUAACAAGUUACUUAAAACAUAAAGUAUGUGAAACCAGGUGGUAC